Molecule: messenger RNA, 5082 nt
Organism: Mauremys mutica (yellowpond turtle)
Lineage: Eukaryota; Metazoa; Chordata; Testudines; Geoemydidae
Gene: BRINP2
Product: BMP/retinoic acid inducible neural specific 2
Exons: 8
Coding region: 1090-3423 (777 amino acids)
Biological process (GO): negative regulation of mitotic cell cycle; positive regulation of neuron differentiation
Source: RefSeq, a predicted model, not a curated record
ACAGUGAUGGUGGGGAACAGCCCUGAGCCAACUGACUCUUGGCCAGGGCGCUCUCCGCCCUCAAUGCCUGCUCCCCAGAGAGGGCCCUGAUCCGGAGAGGUGUUCUGCGCCUGGGACAUCCCACUGAAGUCAGUGGGCGCUGAGGGUGCAUGUCUCAGGAUCAGGCCUACAGAGAGGAAGGAGGAGCAAGGGGUAGUGAACACGGAGCCUGAUCCAGAGCCCCUUGAAAUCAGUGGGAGUCUUUCCAUUGACUUCAGUGGGCAUUGGCCCAGGACCCAGGUGGCUGGAGCAGAGAAAGGGCAGUUCGUCAGCUGCUAGCGUGUUGCCAGCCCCGGGGCAGGAGGUAGCAUUAGUGAAGUAAUCCCCUAGAUGGGCAGCUGAAAAUACCAGAGAAGCUGGUGGGAGGCCAGAGAUUCAGCCCUUCUCCACCUUUAACAACGUGCAGUAGGUUGUCAGACAACAGCCAUCACUGUGUGCAGAGGGUGACUGUCCUCACACCCUCCACACCUCUCUCAAGCUGCCCCCUUUAGUCCUGCGCUUGCACCAAGGGAAGCCUAGGUAUUUUGUGAAAGUGAGACCUGCGGUGACACAGCCCUGGAAAUCUCUCUUUGGCUAUGCAGUGUUCAGAUGUCGACCCUUUACCCCACUCCUCCUCAGACAAGGCCCAAGGCUGAAACAGAGGUCAGGGUUGGCGAGCACUGGCCAAGCUGUGAGCGGCCUUGUACCGGGAGAGCUGGGGUGCUGCAGGGCAGAAAUGAAGUGUGAAGACAGAGAACUGGUGGGGGGGAGGAUAGAACAACAGGCAGCGUUGAAGGCAUGAUUGAGAUUCAUGAGAAAAGCUACGUGGUGCUCCUGAAUUGGAUUAGCAGGGGGUGUUGAAAGCUACGAUUGACAUGCAUUAGCAGAGCUGCAUGGAGGCCCAGGACGCAUCGCAGGGGGAUGCUGCCGGUCUGGAUUGACAUGCAUUAGCGGCGCUGCGAGAGGGCCUGGCACUGGGAUGGCAGGGCUGCUGCAGCGCCGGAGGUCCUGAGGAGUGCCGAGGGGGAGAGAGUGGCGAGAGAAUGAAGAAGCCAACUGCGCGGGAGAAGCAUGAGGUGGCAGCAGUUUGAAGGGCUCCGGCUGAUGGUCCCAUGGGCAUUGGCGCUAUUGGUCCUGAGUCUGUGCUGCCGGGGGUUGGUAGCCGUCACCGCUGCCGGCCCAGUGCCUGAUCAGCAUGCCGCCUCCUCCUCCCCCGGCCAGGUUCCGCUGGACUGGCUGCUCACCGACCGGGGACCAUUUCACCGAGCUCAGGAAUACACUGACUUCGCCGAGCGCUACCGGCAGGGUUUCACCACCAGGUACAGGAUCUACAGAGAGUUUGCCCGCUGGAAGGUGAAUAACUUAGCCUUGGAAAGGAAAGAUUUCUUCAGCUUGCCACUGCCCUUGGCCCCCGAAUUCAUCCGGAACAUCCGCCUCCUGGGACGAAGGCCCAGCCUGCAACAGAUUACAGAAAACCUGAUUAAAAAAUACGGCACGCAUUUCCUGCUCUCCGCCACUCUGGGAGGAGAAGAGUCCCUGACCAUUUUCGUGGACAAGCGCAAGCUGAGCCGGAAGGCGGAAGCGGUCGGGACGGGAGGGGGCGGGAACAGCUCCACUGUCUCCCUGGAGACUCUGCACCAGCUGGCUGCCUCCUACUUCAUUGACCGGGAAAGCACGCUGCGCAGGCUCCACCACAUCCAAAUAGCCACAGCCGCCAUCAAGGUAACUGAAACCCGGACAGGCCCUCUAGGCUGCAGCAACUACGAUAACUUGGAUUCGGUCAGCUCGGUUCUCGUCCAGAGCCCUGAGAACAAAGUACAGCUACUAGGGCUGCAGGUGCUGCUGCCCGACUACCUGCGGGAAUGCUUUGUGGCGGCCGCGCUCAGCUACAUCACCUGCAGUUCGGAGGGAGAGCUCAUCUGCCGGAAGAAUGACUGCUGGUGCCAAUGCGGGCCUGGCUUCCAGGAUUGCAAUUGCCCUGAAGCCGACAUCCAGGCAAUGGAAGACAGUCUGCUGCAGAUCCAGGAUGCCUGGGACAAUCACAAUAGACAGUUUGAGGAGUCAGAGGAGCUCCAGUCCCUGGUGAAGAGACUCCCGGAGGAUCGCUUCGUGAACAUGACGACAGUCUCCCAGUACUGGGCAAUGGACCUCGACGUGCAGCAUCGCUACCAGCAGCUGGGCACCAGCCUGAAGCUGUUGCUCAAGAAAACCCAUCGAAUCAUCCGGCGUCUCUUCAACCUCUGCAAACGCUGCCACAGGCAGCCUCGCUUCAGACUGCCAAAGGAGAGAUCUUUACCCUACUGGUGGAACCGCAUUCAGUCCUUCCUGUACUGCAGUGAGACCACCCCACCGGGGACGUUCCUGGAAGACAGCCACAGCUGCACCUGCCCCUCCGACCAAGUCUCCUGCCAGGGGUCCAUACCAUGUGCCUUGGGCAACGGGCCAGCCUGCGCUGCCUGCGCUGAGGAGAACAGCACCCGCUGUGGGACCUGCAACCCAGGCUAUGUGCUCAGCCAGGGCUUGUGCCGUCCGGAGGUGGCGGAGUCCCUGGAGCACUAUCUUGGCCUGGAGACGGACCUGCAGGACUUGGAGCUCAAGUACCUCCUCCAGAAACGGGAUAGCCGCAUUGAGGUGCACUCCAUCUUCAUCAGCAAUGACAUGCGACUGGGGAGCUGGUUCGAUCCCUCCUGGAGGAAACGCAUGCUGCUGACCCUCAAGAGCAACAAGUACAAGCCAGGGUUGGUCCACAUCAUGCUGGCCCUCUCCCUCCAGAUAUGCCUCACCAAGAACAGCACCCUGGAGCCAGUCAUGGCCGUCUACGUCAACCCGUUCGGGGGCAGCCACUCAGAGAGCUGGUUCAUGCCUGUGAAGGAGGAGGGCUUCCCGGACUGGGAAAGGACUAGCGUGGAUGCCUCGGCCCUGUGCCAAAAUUGGACACUCACCUUAGGAAACAAGUGGAAGACCUUCUUUGAGACAGUCCAUGUGUACCUGAGGAGCCGGAUCAAGUCUCUGGAUGACAGCUCCAAUGAGACUGUCUAUUAUGAGCCCCUAGAGAUGGUGGAUCCAUCUAAGAACUUGGGAUACAUGAAAAUCAAUAGCUUGCAAGUCUUUGGCUUCAGCAUGCCAUUUGACCCGGACGCCAUCCGGGACCUGAUCCUUCAGCUAGAUUACCCAUACACCCAGGGCUCCCAGGACUCGGCCCUCUUACAGCUCAUAGAGAUCAGGGAUCGGGUGAACCGGCUUUCACCGCCCGGCAAAACCCGGCUUGAUCUUUUCUCUUGCUUGCUCCGGCACCGGCUCAAGCUGGCCAACAAUGAAGUGGGAAGGAUCCAAUCCUCCAUGCAGGCCUUCAGUGCUAGACUACCAAGCCCCAUGGAGUAUGAGACUGGCAAAUUGUGCAGCUAGCCUUGGGGCACCUGGAAUCUCUGAGGAGGGGCCCAAGAAAAGGGAGGGGGAUGGAGAACCACGACUUCCGAAGGCUUUACCUUAGUGCCAACCGCGUGCUUCCACGGGACACCACGUGACCAGCCACAGGGCUGGCAGCGUGUGAAGGAUGCAAGGAGAUGCCCAGGCCAUGGCAAGAGACUGCAAGGCAGCAGAUGCAAAUUGGUCAGAAAGGGGAGCCAGGCCUAGGGAGAUAGGGUGCUCACCUUGGAAUGGCUUGUAUUCCUCCCCCUUCCCAGUCACAAAUGACACUUGUGACCAGGCAGAAAAAUCAACAGGUUAUUUCACCUGGGAACAGGCCCAUGCGGGGGAGAAAGCUGGUGGGAGGAGUCUGCCCUAGAGAGAAGACAUCUGGUAGUACCUCCGCCUGUGACCUUGCCUCCUGGCCUGUGAGCCCAGCCAGUGCUCCACACAGAGCUGGAAGGCGAAGGGACGGGUGGCAAGACCUCAGACCCCCAGCAGGCCAGAACUGCUCAGAACACUUCACUCCCACCCACCCCGUGGGAAGAGGCCGGCUGCGGCCUUCCUCAGUGCAGGCACUUUUGUAUUCUUUUUAACAGACGUUUCUACCCACAUCCCAGCUUUUCCGUUCUCCGUGUCACUUUCUAAGUCAACAUAUUCCCUGCCUCUUCCUCCCACCCCCGCCUGCUCUCUGGCACCAUUCCCUUGAUGGCAGCGGAGAAGCUGGCCGAUUCCAACUGGGGGUGGGGGCGGUCUGUGGGACAGGCAGCCCUGCCUGAUCUCCCCUAUUCCCACAUAGAAGCGGGGAGCACUCCACCCUCCUUCUGCAUCACGGCACCAUCAAUGCACCUCGGUACAUUGAGCCAAGACGUUCCAUUGUCGACAUGAGCAGCGACUGGGCACCUGGAUGGACACACCUGUCGUUACAGUCAGAGGUGGAGCUUUGUGGGUAGCUUCUCCUUUGAGGUUUUUAUUUAUUUAAUCAAUUGUUGUUGCUGUUUUUUUAAAACGUAUUUAUUUGGGGGGAGAGGAUUCAAUUCUUGUCGAUUUCUCCAGCCGAGAUCCACCUUAGUCAAAUGUAUCUGCUUUAAUAUAUUUUUUAAAAGAUUGCCUUUUUGAGCAAAACAAAACAAAGUUGAAAACAACGUGGUCUCGGGCUGUGUCUUUUUGAAUGGAGAUGCUCUCUGGGCACGUGUGAAGAGAUGCUCGGCAUAAAUGUGGACGGCUACCUAGAGGCAAUUAUCAGCAGAUGGGGUGCACAGGUGGAGAUAUGAACGGCCAGAUGCACGUGUGAUUAUGUAGAUGCGAUGGCAGAAGGAUGGGUGCGCAUAGGCAGGGAAGGACACCUGCGGGGCAGUGUGGAUGUGAAUUGGAGAGCCAGGGGGAGGUGGUGGUAGAUAGGUAUUGAUGGUUCUGAGAGGGCAGGUGUGGAUGUGAAAUCAGAGGGGGUUGCGAUGAAGGUGAGGGGCUGUAGAGGUGAAAUAACCUGUAGAGAGAUCUAUGCAUGUCCAUCCACAUACGUGUAGCAGAAGUUCCCAACCUAUUUUUGGCACGGUUGCCAUGGCUCCUUUUCUGCUGAGCCUUUUCUGUUUUUUUUCUCUCCUCACUUUGUUUUCCCUUUUGUUGGAAGUCUAUUUAUAACCCUUGUACCUCUGCUCC